UUUUUUUCAUCCUUCUCCAUUCUUCCAGUCAGUGCUCGCCGUAACUGACGCUUCCUUCAUACUAGGCUUUGUGCAGGAACAAAAGGAAUGUUCACUUUUCAUGUAUCCCUUGUUUUUGAUCAGCAUACAUAUUCAGGAACAGUUCCAGUCUUGUUCACGAUCAUGUUAUCGCUACACUGUAUCCCCACCCGUAUUUAAACCGUUUGUUUUCUGCAAUGCCAUGAAUUUUUUUUAUCAUAACACUUACAAGGCUCUUCAUCUCAAGUAUGCAAGGCCAGCAAUCCAACAUGCAAGACGAACAAUCCAGUAUGCAAGAGAAGCAUACCAGUAUUCAACAGCAUACUGAUCUGCGCCGUAGGCCUGCGAUCCGUCGCAGGCGCAAUCCUUUCACCAUGUCGGGUCAGCUGGCAGUCUCAAUGCCUGUACAGUCGGUCCCGAGCGGUACGGUCCAGGUCAAAGAGACGACCGUGAAGGAAGGUGAGGUUGCUGCUCGUGCCAAGAGUAGCAGUUGGGGGGAGGUUACGGAUGCACUGUUGUCCCCGUCGCGCCAGCAUAUCCAUCGUGCUAACGCUGUCCGCCGUGCUAACGUGAAACAAAAGGACGAUGAACAGCCUCUGCUGCCGGCCCAGCAACCCCAGGCUCGCAAGCAGGUCCGCUUUGCCAACGUGGACGACCAGAGUGAGCAGCCCCGGUCACCGGCUCAGCCUAUCCAGCGCCAACACGAGUUUGUGGGAGAAGUGGAAAUCAUCUACCCUCCCAUCCGCCUGCCGAGACGUCCUGCUAACGUGAACCAGCAGAAGCAACAGCCGCCCCCGGUUUCUCGCCCUUCGAUGCCGCCACGCCAGCCGCCGAGGCAACAGCCUCUGUCCCCUGAGCCCCCGCGUAGGGUUGCGACUACUUUCGACGAGAUCGAGUCGACCAUGCGCAUGGAUGCCGAGAGGCAGAAGGCUGACUUGCAGCGCCAGUUGAGCUCCCAGAAGCGCGAGAGUGUUAACAAGGGCCUGUGGAAGAAGGCUGUCGAGAAGGUUAGUCGUGCUUCCGACUGAGGGGAGUAGAGCAGGUAAGUCUUUCUUCCGACUGAGGUGAGUACUGCAGGUCAGUCUUUCUCUCAUGUUUGAUCUCCUGUUUGGGUUUCUGGCUUGGAGUUCUGGUUUGACUUUCUGAUUUGCUUUGAAGCCAUCGCUUGAUGCGCUUCCAUAGUUGAGUUUCUGAUUCUUUCUCAAGGCAUCGCUUGAUGCCCUUCCACGGUCAUUUCCGGUUUCUUGAAGCCACCGCUUGGUGCGCUUCCAUAGUCGGUUUCCUUUCAUAGUCGUUUUCAUCAUCAGGUAAGUAUUGCGGUUUUCCAGGUAAGUGGUAUAAGUUUCUUUGAAUAUAAUUUUUAGUGUCUAUUUUGUUUUAUUAUUCUACAUGUGUUAAACAGCCUAG
Aplosporella prunicola CBS 121167 is the source of this 1425-nucleotide messenger RNA. RefSeq lists its product as uncharacterized. The record is from RefSeq and is a predicted model, not a curated record. The transcript has a single exon. NCBI's taxonomy places the organism in Eukaryota, Fungi, Ascomycota, Dothideomycetes, Botryosphaeriales, Aplosporellaceae. Bases 267 to 1046 code for a protein of 259 amino acids.